AUGCCUCUUGUCCUGGCAGCGGACGCCUCGCAGUACGGUGUGGGCGCCGUGCUGUGUCAUCGGUUCCCGGACGGCACGGAACGACCGAUUGCGCACGCAUCAAGAACACUCACCGCAGCUGAGAAGAACUACGGGCAAAUAGAGAAGGAGGCACUUGCCCUGGUUUUUGGCUGCCGCAAAUUCCGCCAGUAUAUUGCUGGUCGCGAAUUCACGUUGUGCACGGACCACAAGCCGCUGCUGAGUGUCUUCGGAAGCAACAAAGGAGUUCCGGUCGUGACAGCCAACCGACUCCAGCGAUGGGCACUACUUCUCAUGGGCUACUCCUUCUCAAUCGAGUACCGGCGCACCGAGGAUUUCGGCCAAGCCGACGGCCUGAGUAGCCUGCCACUCCAUUCGACCGAACUGGAUGGACUGAGCGGGCUGGGAAUGGACAAAGUGGUGAAUGCGGUACACGAAGACAACGUGUCACGCUUGCCUGUCAAAGCAGAAGCCAUUGCCAAAGCAACCGCCGAAGACCAGGAUCUGUCCACGGUCCACGGUUACAUCCUGCAUGGAUGGCCGGCCACGGUUGAUGAGCGGUUGCGUCCCUACAAACGACUAGAGAAUGAAUUGGUGCUGACCAACAACUGCAUUUGCUGGGGAUCGCGCACGGUAAUUCCGGUCAAGCAGCGUCGGCAGAUACUGGACUACCUGCAUGAAGCGCACAUGGGAGCCGGUAAGAUGAAAGGCGAGGCACGAGCCUAUUGCUGGUGGCCACAGAUGGAUAAAGACAUCGAGCACAUGUCUCGUGAGUGCCGGAUCUGCUCGGAACGCGCUAAGGAAACGGCCAAAGCACCACUCUCGCAGUGGGAAGUGCCCGAAAGCCCAUGGAUGAGGCUGCACAUGGAUUUUGCCGGUCCAUACCACGGCACAAUGCUGCUGCUGGUGGUCGAUGCCAUGUCCAAAUGGCCGGAAGUGGCGCAAAUGAAACACGCUACAUCCGGUGGCGUGUUGGAAACUUUGCGCAACCUGUUCAGUCGGUACGGCGCUUGUACCGAAAUCGUUACGGACAACGGCACCCCGUUUACGUCACAGGAGUUCGCAAACUUCUGUGCGGAACACGGAAUAAAGCAUCUCAGGACACCACCGGGACACCCACAAUCGAAUGGACAGGCGGAGCGGUAUGUCCAGACCAUCAAGGACGGAGUUGCGAAACUCAUGGCUGACCGGAAGAACCUGUCCGAAGCACUGCGGCAGUUCCUCUGGAGAUACCGAGGCGCGCCGCAUGCAACAACCGGAAAGUCGCCAGCGGAGUUGUUCCUGGGUAGAAAAUUCCGUACUCAGCUCGACCUGUUGUCUCCUGUUAUGUUCACACAUACGGAGAGAAACCGCCAACGAUACCAGCACAAUUUCGACAAGCGCACCAAGCGGAAGAGUUUUACGCCUGGCGACUUGGUAAUGGUUCGCGAUUACCGUCUCAACCGAACCGUCGACUGGACCAGCGGCCGGCUGGUCAGACGUGAAGGCACCCGGAUAUGGGAAGUGUCUGUCGAAGGCGCCAUCUGGCGCAGACACCUGAACCAGAUCCGACCGAGAUACUGGCUGCAGCCGGAUAAGCGGCAGGUGGCGGAUUCCUCACUGCCCGCACCGGUUGCAUUGCCAGUGAAUACCGGAAACAACAUACCCCGCGGCAACAGUGUGGUUCCCGACGCAACGCAACAGACGGAGCAACUGCCUGCAACAGCCACAACCGAACAACCGGCUGUGACACCGAAAACGGAGCUCACUGUCGAACCGGCCGCCACCGAGGUGAAGUUACCGCCGAGUAAACCACCGCAGAAGCGCGCAAUACCACCCCCUAAACAACCGGAACCAGAGCUGCGUAAAACUGCCAGAAGCAACGCAGGCCAACGAUUAACGCCGAGAUUAAUAGAAGAUCCGAAUUUUGGCAAACAGUUACUGUUGUUUUGA
Messenger RNA from Paramacrobiotus metropolitanus, 1950 nucleotides. RefSeq lists its product as uncharacterized. Gene Ontology annotation, biological process: DNA integration. Gene Ontology annotation, molecular function: nucleic acid binding. The record is from RefSeq and is a predicted model, not a curated record. NCBI's taxonomy places the organism in Eukaryota, Metazoa, Tardigrada, Eutardigrada, Parachela, Macrobiotidae. The coding region runs from base 1 to 1950 and encodes 649 amino acids. The transcript has a single exon.